AUGGAGAGGAAUGCGCUGCAAAAGCGAGUGCGCCGAAACCAGUUGGGAGAAAUCGCGGCAUGGGCUCCAGGAUGGUUGCGAGAUCGCGUUAUGGCACGAUCCAACGAACGAAAAGGCGGCGGAAAAUGUCGGAUUCGGACUUCUGGUGUGGAAAGAGCUGAUGGGGGUAACUGGAAGUUGAACGUGGCAAGACCUGCUAGUACGGCAAUGUCAGCAACUGCGUCCAAGACCGGCAAUGGUCAAGUAAUUCUACAUCAACGCACCUUGAGUAACAUCCAGAUCCAUGUUAUGUUAGACUUCCAAGUGAACAGAAAAAAAUAA
Messenger RNA from Glarea lozoyensis ATCC 20868, 321 nucleotides. RefSeq lists its product as uncharacterized. Bases 1 to 321 code for a protein of 106 amino acids. The record is from RefSeq and is a predicted model, not a curated record. The transcript has a single exon. NCBI's taxonomy places the organism in Eukaryota, Fungi, Ascomycota, Leotiomycetes, Helotiales, Helotiaceae.